Molecule: messenger RNA, 4428 nt
Organism: Drosophila willistoni
Lineage: Eukaryota; Metazoa; Arthropoda; Insecta; Diptera; Drosophilidae
Product: immunoglobulin domain and leucine-rich repeat-containing protein 2
Exons: 5
Coding region: 98-3667 (1189 amino acids)
Molecular function (GO): protein binding
Source: RefSeq, a predicted model, not a curated record
AAACUUAACAAAAAUGUUAUAAAGAACGGUGUACUAUGCGACCGCAGAAUGACAGAGAGAUAAUGCCAUAUAUAUAUUUGAGAUUACAAACGGAAAAAUGGAAACAAUAUCCCAGAUUUCCCUGAUAUUGAUUGUCGUUUGUCUAGUUGUGCAACAGACAUCCGCUGAUUGCAUAUCAACCUAUAGCAGCAUCGAGAGUAGCAGUACUUCGGAUUCCGAGCAAUUCAAUCAUCAUCAUCGACAGUUAAAGACCAGGCCAAGGACAUGGCAGGAGCAUGAGUUCUCGCUGCUGGGCUAUAAAUUCCAUUUGCCAUUUGUGGGGCAUGCAGUGGACACGGAUUUGGAUGAUAGUGACAGUGACGAAAGUUUGUGGCUGGAUGAAUUGACUGAUGAGCAAACUGAUAGUCGAGAGAUUGAUGAAGACCAAAAUGUAUUGGACACCACAUCUAGCAGUCAGUUAACCAUAGAUCCAUUAACUAGUAAAUUUAAAUUGAGUUGUGAACGAAUUAACAUCGUGUCAAUCAAUAGAGAAUUGUUGGCCAAAAGAAGCAUCUCUUAUCAUCAAAUUAGGCUGCGGUAUGUUCAAGCCGAUGGGUCCAAUCCUCUCCAGCUGCAGCAAUAUGAGAGUCUUAAAGAUUUUCGCUGGCUUGAGAGUGAUUUAAAAGAUUCCACCCUGGCCAAGUUGCUCCAAAAGCAACCUCAGGGCUUUGAGUAUGUGGAGAGAUUGGAUCUUAGCGAGAAUCAAUUGGAAUGCCUACAAUGGGCAGACUCUCCAUCAUCGAUGCGACGCCUGAAAGUACUUAAAAUGAGUGGCAAUCGUUUGGCCAAUUGCAGUUUAAAUCAAUUGCAAAAUAUGAAUCAUUUGGAAGAAUUGCAUUUGGAUAGAAAUCAGUUAAGAGAGCUGCCUUUGCAUUUUGUUGGCCAUCUCAGUGAGUUGCGUCUACUGAAUCUUAGUCAGAAUCUGUUAACUGAACUGCCACGUGAUAUAUUUGAAGGAGCAUUGAAACUGGAGCGUCUUUAUUUAUCUGGAAAUCGCUUGACCGUCUUACCCUUUCAGCUCUUUCAUACGGCACGCAGCUUGCAAUUGCUUGAUCUCAGCGAAAAUUGGUUGCUCUCCUUUCCCGAUAACUUCUUCUCGCCGAAUGGUCCGCUAAAGCAAUUACAUUUACAGCGUAAUCAUUUGCGUUCAAUUGGCAAGCAUAGUCUAUACAAUUUGCAUCAUCUAAAGCAAUUGGAUCUUUCACAGAAUUCCUUAAGCCAGAUUGAUCGCAAGGCUUUUGAGUCAUUGAAUCAUCUACUGGCCCUCAAUAUCUCCGGCAACAAUCUAACCGGACUGUCCUCCAUCAUCUUCCAGCCACUGCCUGCCCUCAAGCAAUUGGAUCUCAGUCGGAAUCAGUUCAAGCAAUUACCUUCGGGGUUAUUUCAAAUGCAACGAUCUUUGGUUUUGCUGCGUAUUGAUCAGACACCUUUGGAGCAAUUAUCCAAUUGGAUAUCCCGGACAGAUGAAUCAUUAAUCGAUCCCCAGAUAUUGCGACAUCUGCGUUAUCUCUCGAUGCAGCAAAAUCAUCAACUUACCCAUUUGCCGAGUACCCUGUUUGCCAAUGCUCGCAAUUUGCGUGAACUUUUGCUUGCGGAGAGCGGUCUUCAGGCCUUGCCCCAGCAAAUCUCUGGCCUUACACGUCUACAGCGUCUUUCGGUGCGGGGCAAUAAUCUGGCCUCAUUGCACGAGGGACUGAAAGAACUUGCCCAUUUGCGUUAUCUCAACAUAUUGAACAAUGAGUAUCAAUGCGAUUGCAGCAUGUAUUGGCUAAAUGACUGGUUAACCAAUUCAAAUACCAGCUUGCGUUCACCCAGCUCCAAUCAGGGACCACCAUUGGCGUCAUAUGAGACAAUUGACAAUCAGAUUGAUUUGUUAAAAUGUCAAUAUGGAUAUCCGGGUGACAUGUUGCGUGUAUUAAGCAACCUUAAUUGUUCAGUGCCUGUGGUUAGGCAAUUCUCUGAGCCAAAAAUGCAUAAACUUCACUCCACAGCCAAAUUGGAGUGCCAAAUUUCGGGCAGUCCAGUGCCAGAUAUACUUUGGGUAACACCGCGCAACACUAUAUUGCGUCAUCAUGCCGAUCCCGAUAAGCGACCCAUAAUCAUUGAGAGCGAUCGAGAUGAUCCUCGUCCUAUAAGUAAAUUCGAGCUGGCUGCCCUUAUGGACGAGAGUUAUGUGCAAAAGCAUAACUUGAGUCGACAACAGAAUUCGAUGGUGGGCCAACGUUUGGUUCUGGUGGAGAAUGGUUCACUGUUGGUCCACAACAUUUCACGUAUUGAUAGUGGCCUUUACACUUGCAUUGCCUUCAAUGUCAUGGGCAAAUCAUCAGCGGGCCUUAGACUCUAUAUCGAUCCUAUAGUAUUUUAUCGUGUGAAAAUUGGUAGCUUAUUGGCUGGCACUGCUUUGGCCAGCAGUUUCCUUUUUCUCACCUUGAUUGUUCAGGGAAUUCGAAGUUGUCUCUCCCGUUGUGGCUUUUGUCAGCGUUUCUAUUGCUGUGCCAAUCGGAAUAAGAAAUCACCAAGGGCUCGUCAAAUCUAUGCCAUGUUGGACAGCAUUGAGAGCUAUAAGAGUCAACAAUUGGAACGUCUGCGUGAGAAUUAUGCCCAGCAAGUGCAUCGCAUUCGUGAGAAUUGUGCCCAGCAAGUGGAAUGGAUUCAAAGUAGCUAUACCACCCAGGCCAAACAUAUUAAAGAGUUUCGUGAUAUGGGUUCAAAUCAUUUGACUGCUCUCAAGGAUCAAUAUUAUGAUCAGGUUAAGAAAGUACGCGAUUAUUCCACUGGCCAAUUAAGCUGGGUGCGUGAGAACUAUGUCUUCCAGCGCAAUAAGAUCAGGAAAUUUAGUGCCCAUCAAGUCUUACGUCUGCGUGAGGGCUACAAGUACCAACAGCAGACACUAAACAAAGUGCUGGAGAAUUUACCCAGUUUUUAUUUCGAAAAUUGUCGCGGACGCUGUGAGGAGGACAUAGCUGAGGACAUAGACUGCUACUUCAAAAGCCAAUUGGACUUUGCUGGUGCAAAGGAGUUGAAUAUACAGAAGAUCAAAGCACGCCUGGCUGUGGCCAAUAAUUCGACUAGCAAAGCUUCCAUCUAUUAUACACCACCAGAUGAUCUUGAUGAUCCGUUGCGUAGUUCGCGUCUCAAUUUGCAAACUUCACCCAUUCACAUCAAUUACAUUGAUGAGAAUCUCGAUCAGCAGAAGCAAUUGGAGCACGAUUUUAAAAUGGAUCCUCUUCUCCUGUUAUAUAAUACGCCGCGCCUUUACCUGAAUCCCGAGGGAGCAAGUAGCAGUAAUCAGGCGGCGGCCAUGGCGGCAGCUGUUGCUUUAGCCAAUUACGCCAGCAUUGAGGAUAACAAUCAUCAUAGCGGGCAUGAGGAUCUAGAUCGAGAUCAUCAGGAUCAGCAGCAAGAACUGUUACCCCUUGGAGAUACAACGACUGAAGAUGUUAGAAACUCUCGUUCAUGUCCGGCCAUCUAUAAGGUGUCCAAGCAGAGUGAUGGUAGUACUUUACAUGAAUUGCUGACCAAGGACAGAGAACCGCAGCAUCUGAAUCCCAUGGAUGAGUCAUCAUUGACCACAUCUCCUCCGGCCACAAAGCUAAACAUAAUCCUAGACGAACAGCAACAGUCCUGAACCUGAAUCAUUUAGAGAUUUUUGUUCUACUUUUUUUUUCAUUAAUUAAUUAAUUGAAAGUUAAACUAAUUCGAAGGCAAAAUGAAGAGAUGUAAAAGUAAAUACAUACAUAGAUUUUAAGUUUAAGGCAGCAAACAAUAAUUAUAUUUAGAUUUAAUUAGCGGAACUUAAUGAAUUCAAAAAUGCUGAACAUUCGAGAUUGAAAGAAAUAAGAAAAGUCAUACGAUUAUUUAACUAUAUAUAAUUAUACAGAAAUUGGCACACAUAUAGGUAUCAUUAAAGAAAAAAAGAAGAAGCUAUUCUCAAUUCCGAUGCUUAAUUCUAAUAAAUUUGUAAGUCUUAAUAUACUUAUUAUCCUUUGGAACAAUAACAAAACGGAGAUCGCUAGAAAAAUUUAAAAUUAAAAUUUUUCAAUUUGACAAAUGAAAAGGUCAUAUUUAAUUUUCAACUGAGAUUCUAUUUUAGAAACUGUUUAGUUUUUGGUCUAAUCACCGCUUCAAUACUGCAACUUUUAGUUUGGAAAAUUAUACGAAUCAGCAUAAGGCAAUUCAAUGUUAUCUGAAUUUAUAAAACAUUAGUAAACUUGUAGAUUUGAAAUAGUUUUUUACAAAUAAACUUUAGCUUAUUUCAGAUAUAAAAUCCAAUAGUUGUUGAAACUAAAAGGACAUUUAGCUGAUUUAAACUAAACUUAGUUAAUGUUGACUAGUAAGAAAGAUAAAGAUACAAAACAAAAUAAAACAAGCAGUUAUUUAGCAAGUCUA